AUGAAGUUCACGCUCUACGCUACUGCUCUCUCUGUCCUGGCGGCUGGUUCCGCCUUUGCUGCACCUACGUGCAAACGCGCAUCUACGACCAAACGCGGCUUGGGAUUCAACGAUGUUACCGCGACAACAUCCUUCGGGAACAGCGUCUCGUGGGCGUAUAAUUGGGAUUCCCAGAAGAGCGGCAAUCUGCCUUCGGGCGUGGAGUAUGUGCCCAUGCUGUGGGGAACCUCGAGCGACCACACCACCAACUGGAACGCGAAUGCAAAUGCCGCCAUCGCUGCAGGGUCUACUCACCUCCUCGGGUUCAACGAACCCGAUCUCUCUUCUCAGUCGAAUCUCAGCCCACAGGACGCCGCAGCCGCCUGGAAGCAGUACAUGGAGCCCUUUGCUGGGAAGGCUAAACUCGUUUCCCCGGCUGUCACUAACGGCGCUGCGCCGAUGGGCUUAGCGUGGAUGGACGAGUUCAUGGCGGCGUGCACGGGCUGCACGAUCGACGCUGUUGCCAUCCAUAUCUACGACGCUGCGUCGAACGUGGCGUACUUCCAGAACUACAUCAGCAGUGUCGGCACCAAGUACAACAAGCCCGUGUGGGUGACCGAGUUCGGCGCGUCGGGCGCGACUGCGGACCAGCAGACGUUCCUGACUACCAUGGAGCCAUUCUUGGACAACCUCGCUUCGGUGGAGCGCUACGCGUACUUCGGCGACUUUGUUGGCACUUUUGUCAAUUCCGACGGGAGCCUCUCAGCCCUGGGCAAGACGUACCAAUCUGCUUGA
This is a messenger RNA of Gloeophyllum trabeum ATCC 11539, 774 nucleotides long. RefSeq lists its product as uncharacterized. The record is from RefSeq and is a predicted model, not a curated record. NCBI's taxonomy places the organism in Eukaryota, Fungi, Basidiomycota, Agaricomycetes, Gloeophyllales, Gloeophyllaceae. Gene Ontology annotation, biological process: fungal-type cell wall polysaccharide metabolic process. The coding region runs from base 1 to 774 and encodes 257 amino acids. The transcript has 4 exons. Gene Ontology annotation, cellular component: fungal-type cell wall.